Brettanomyces nanus is the source of this 1410-nucleotide messenger RNA. RefSeq lists its product as uncharacterized. The transcript has a single exon. The record is from RefSeq and is a predicted model, not a curated record. Gene Ontology annotation, molecular function: mRNA binding. Gene Ontology annotation, biological process: regulation of mRNA stability; cytoplasmic stress granule assembly; nuclear-transcribed mRNA catabolic process, nonsense-mediated decay. Bases 1 to 1410 code for a protein of 469 amino acids. Lineage: Eukaryota; Fungi; Ascomycota; Pichiomycetes; Pichiales; Pichiaceae. Gene Ontology annotation, cellular component: cytoplasmic stress granule.
AUGUCCGAACAACCAUCUGAACAGGAAUCCUCUGAGCAGGUCCAAGCUUCUUCUGCCCCUUCCUCUUCUUCUGCACUAUCUGGCUCUACUGCGACUGCCUCAAUUCCUUCUUCAGCUCAAUCCGCUCCUGAAUCGAGUAUCCAAUCGCAAGUUGAAUCGCAAUCAAUUGAUGAAGAUCCAUCUCUAAAGACUGAGGAGCCUUCAGAAAUACCCGUGCAACAGCAGCAGCAGCAGUUGGAUGGCGAGCAGGAAAGCCAGCAAACCAAUUCGCAGGCUGUCACACUGCCUGAUCAUCAGACUCAGAUUCCGGACGAUGGGUCUGCUCAGGCGGUCUCAUCUCAGGAUCCUCAAGCCCUACCGGCCACAGCAUCUCAGGGUGGACGAGAACUGUCCAAGACCGUCUUGUACGUCGGAAAUAUUCACAAAUCUGUGUCUGAAGACGUUCUUCGUGACUUGUUCUCCUCUGUUGGCUCUCCAAUACAAAGUAUGAAGGUUCUCUAUGACAAAAACAAGCAAGGCUUUAACUAUGCCUUUAUCGAAUACGAUGAUAACACACAAGCAGAGAACGCUCUGCGUGCAUUGAACUCUACAGUAUUAGCCAACUAUCCAUUGAAAAUUACCUGGGCAUACAGAACCCAGCAGUUCCGUAAUAACGAUACGUAUACUUUGUUUGUUGGUGAUCUUUCUCCAGAGAUUAAUGACGACACUUUGACCAGUGCCUUUGCCAAGUUCCCUUCAUUCGUUCAGGCUAAUGUUAUGUGGGACAUGAAGACCGGUCGGUCUAGAGGUUAUGGUUUUGUUUCAUUUAGAGAAUCUCAAGAUGCAGAAGCCGUCCUACAAACUAUGAACGGGGCCUCUCUUGGCGGUAGACCAAUUCGAUUAAAUUGGGCUGUUCAUAGAUCUCAGAAUCAAAAUUUCCCAGGUAGUAUGAACAGAGUUAACCGUGGCAUGAAUGCUGGUGGUCUUGGUGGCAUGGGUGGAAUAUCUAGACCUCCUCUUGCACCGCAAGGAGCUGCAGGCUCUGUAGGUGCUGCCAAUAUGCCUAUUAAUGGCAUGGAUAUGCUUGGAGGAGCCAUGCCUGCAAACGGUGUUAACGCUAGAGCACCAAUGAUGCAACCUCAAUCAUAUGAGAUGGUUCUUAGACAGGCUCCAAACUGGCUAUGUGCCGUCUACUUGGGAAAUUUGGCCCACUAUACUCAACAGAGUGACCUUAUUCCACUCUUACAGAAUUUCGGUUACAUAGUUAACUUCAAACUACUUCCUGAGAAAGGUUGUGCAUUUGUCACUUAUGACUCUCAUGAAAGGGCUGCUCUGGCCAUCGUUCAAUUGAACGGAUUUACUAUCAACGGAAGACCUCUCAAAUCUGGCUGGGGUAGGGCCAACAAAACUAUAAGACCUUUCAACAACUGA